GAAUAUGUGAAAUAUUGUACUGCUUACUUUUAGUUCAAAACUCAAAGAGGAAGCAAAUGAAAUUUGGUGUAAGAGGCUAUAAACGGAACACAAUGAAGUUAUCAUAUAUUUCAAAACAAUUCACAGUACUUCUAGUGCUGUUAUACUUUUUCAAUGAUGGAAAAGUGUCUGCAUUUAAAUGGAAACAAAACUUGGAGAAAGCAUUGAAUGAGAAGACAAAAAUUCAUCAACAACUCCUUUUGUAUGAAAAUGAUUUCAACAACAGCAUUAUUUAUCAAAUUGAAAACAAUAUUUCUAAAAUGAUUCCAACCCGAGUUGUUGAUUUCCAUUGCAUGAUGAGUGGAGAACAAAAAGAUUUGCGACUAGAUCCUUAUUUGCUUCAAGUAACGAGAUUGGUAAUCAUCCCUUCAGAAAAUACAAGAAAUGUAUCAAAGAUAAUCAAAGUGCUUGACAAUGUUUCCAAAAUGUCACAGCAAAGAACACAUCCAAAAACUUUGAUUGCAAUAACCAAUGCCACAAAAAUUCCGAAGUACAAAAAAUUCUUUCAAUUGUGUUGGUCGAAACAGUUUUUGGACAUUAGUGUCCUAAAGUUAGAGCUACAGAAAGAAGAUAAGGAAUCAAAGAUUGCUGACAGUUUCAACAAAAUUGAUGCUUACUUGCGGUACUAUAAUCCAUUUACAAACAGUUCUGUUAAAACUCGACUACAACAGCGAACAAAUUUGUUUCCUUACAAAUUGAAUGAUCUAAAUGGUUACGAACUUACUGCCGGUGUGUUUCCAUAUCAACCUUACGUCAAUUACGAUCGUAAUUCGACAGGUCAUAUUCUAAAAGUACAUGGCCCCGACAUCAACUUAUAUACAACCAUGGCAGAAGUUCUAAACUUCUCCCUAAAAAUGGAAUUGUUCAAUUUCAGCACAUGGCCCAAGGUAAAUUGUACUAAGGAGUACAAUACUGGUUAUAUGAAAAAAGUAAUGUACAACGAAUUUCAAUUUGAAGGGGUUCAAUCAGGGUUGGUAAAAGCAUGUGUUAACGAUUUACUUGUAUUUGGGAAAGGUACAAGAGCUUUUAGGUUGAUAAUAUUAGUACCAAUGUUUCCUAACGAAAAAAUCAAUAUGACGACUAAAUGGAAUCUAUAUGAUAUAUUUGGCAUCUCCUGUUUAAUUUUGUCACCUUGGUUAAUAAGCAGAUGUCUAAAUUUUGAUCCUGACAAAUGGAAAUUAAUGUACGCUAUUCAAAUAGCACUGGGUAGUGCAACACCUAAAAUGCCAAUAAAAAUUAUUGAAAGGAUUACAUUUAUACUGAUGAUAUUCAUUUUCUUAUUCCAAUCAUCAAACAUCUUUUCAACACUAUGCAAUCUUCAAUUAAAGAAAGAAACAGUCCACGAAAUUAAAACAUACGAAGAGUUGUAUGACAAGAAUUUAACUCUCUAUACACAUUCCACGAAUGAUAAAUUUGAAAACAAUGAUACGGCUUUUGAAAAGAUCUUUAAUCAGGCUAUUUAUUCCGAAAAUUCAUUCUUUGAAUGUGCUAAAUUGGUAAAUGAUGAACAAAAUGUUGCGUGUUAUGGCAGAGAACAUUUGGCACUCUUGGCAAUGCAAAGAAUAAGAAAUUCUGGUAGAGAAGUAAAAAUGAAAAUUUUUAAUAUGGCUCAUAUAGUUCCAGGAAGUGCAAUAUAUUAUUCGGCAGGUUCACCAUAUCCUGAAAGAUUUGGUCUUGUUUCUACUGCUCUUAUUGAAUCUGGAAUUAGUGACAAAUGGGAUGCUGAUAACCUUUCCAAAGUUUCUCAAGGGAAAAGUGAAAUUGAUUUGUUUAUACAAGAAAUAUCUCUCACCUCGAAAGUAUUAAAGCUAAUGAUAAUCCUACUUCUAAUUGGAUAUUUAUGUUCGUUUCAAGUUUUUGUUUUUGAAAUUUUUAUUCACAAGUAUAAUAUAAACUUUGAUUGCAAUUUGUUGGAGCUUAUAGUGUUACUCUAUUCUGUGUUCCAGUUUUUAAGAUUACGCGGUAGUCGUGGUUAGCGUCCAACGGACUUAUGAAGUAACACAUCAAGACAUAUUGAUGACAUUGUAGGCUGAAGGAAAGUUUAGUCUUAUUGUAAGCCGGGAAGCUUCAUAUUUUUUGCAAAAGCUUCUGCAUUUCCAAAUCGAUUUGGUCUUGUUUCAUCUGCUCUUAUUGAAUCUGGAAUUAGCGAUAAAUGAGAUGCUGCAUACUUUCCUAAAAUUGCACGAAAAGAAAGUCAAAGUGAUUUGUAUAAACAGGAUAUUUCUCUUACGUCGAAGUGUUUGACAUUAAUGAUAAUUCUCCUUUCUCUUGGAUAUUCAUGUUCCAUUUUCUUUUUGCUUUUGAAAUUAUUAUCUACAAUUACUUGAAAGUUUAAAGGUAAUUCAUCUAUUUACCUUGAACUCUGUUUUUAUAAAAAUGAUACCCUUCUUUGCAAAAAAACCUACUAUACUUUUUUUCUAUAGAUGCAAAUUUGCUUGUAGAUCAAUACUUUCCUUCCACAAAUAGAAGAAACAAAAGCAAAUCAAUAAUGUAAUUUCAAAAAUUUCGCAACUUUUCUUACAUAAGGAAACAUGUUGAAUGUAAUUAUUCAAAAAUAAACGAAUAAAAUUUAAAUCUAUGUAGUUAAUUAUAUUAUAUAUAUACUGAAGCCUAAUAAUCCCAAACAAAAAGUUCUCAGAAUGCCUGCGAUCUCUUCGGGAACCUAUGAAAUUUCAGUUGACUCUUGUUUGCAAAAAACCUGCUAGUUCCAAAAAUAUCAAAAAACAGUUAUUCCAUAAUUUUUGAAUCUUUAAACCAUCAUGUUCUAUGCUGACUUUUUGGAGAAACAAAAGUCCAAUAAAAGUUUGCGAAAAGUUUGCAGAUUUUUUACAUGGGAGUGCAAUUAAUAUCAAGCCAGGAGUUUUGAUGUCGAGGUAUAAAAACGUGCACUGUCAAUAUUAUUGUCCAGUACACACCAUUAGAAUUCGACUGUCGAUAAAACCAGUUGAAGAGCAUUUUUCAAUUGCUUCUUUCUCCUCUGUAAAAAAAACCCCCAGUUGACGGUGAUCCAGACAAAUGCGAGCACUCUUAAUUUCAAGUCGCUCUGUAGACGCAAAAUUUUUGUAAAAAUAGUAUUGACUUACAGUUUGUAAGAAAAAUUUCCAUUAGGACACUUGUAAAGCAACAAUAAUUCACCUUUUUCGCACACGUACACUAUUGUAGGUCAAUCAAUAUUUUUUUGCUGAAAAUAGAAGGAAAAAAUAAAUCAAUAAUUGAACUUGUAAAAUAUUGUAAACAUUCUGUUGCAAAAACUAAGUCAUAAUACAAUUUUCCACUAUUAUAAUAUAAUUAAUCAAUAACUCAGCAUUUUCUAAUGAAAAAACUACGUAAAUUUUUGUAUUGCUACUGCACGACCUUAAUUGUUAUUUUAUUCCUCAAGUUGUUUAUAUCUUCAGUAAAAUAAAAAUCUUAUCUUGAAAUGCAAACUAUGCUUAUUGAAAAGAAAAACAUCAGCCCUUUCUAAGAAAGUGGACAUUCCUUUCCAUUUGAA
Leptopilina heterotoma is the source of this 3529-nucleotide messenger RNA. RefSeq lists its product as uncharacterized. The record is from RefSeq and is a predicted model, not a curated record. Lineage: Eukaryota; Metazoa; Arthropoda; Insecta; Hymenoptera; Figitidae. The transcript is spliced from 2 exons. The coding region runs from base 57 to 2015 and encodes 652 amino acids.